This is a messenger RNA of Vicia villosa (hairy vetch), 2563 nucleotides long. RefSeq lists its product as uncharacterized. NCBI's taxonomy places the organism in Eukaryota, Viridiplantae, Streptophyta, Magnoliopsida, Fabales, Fabaceae. Gene Ontology annotation, molecular function: protein binding. The record is from RefSeq and is a predicted model, not a curated record. The transcript has 10 exons. Bases 33 to 2426 code for a protein of 797 amino acids.
CCUACUUUCAUUCUACAUUUCAAUCUUUAAGAAUGGCACAUAAUUUUUCCUCUCUAAGCGAAGAUCAAUUUUCUCGUGAUGAUGAAAUUGUGGAGUUAAGUCAGCUAGGAAGGGAAGAAGAUGAGGAAAGUGUGGAUUUAAGUCCGCAAGUAUUGAAAGAUGACGAUAUUAAGGAGUUCCAGAAGAAAGUAAUGGCGAACAAAUGGGGUAAAGUAAUUGAAAAUUACAAAGCUGAUAAUAAGUAUCACACGGUAGAAAUAAAGGGGAGAGGAACAGCAUUGCAUGUGGCAGUAAACGUUGCCCCAAAACAUGUAGUGCAAGAUCUUAUAAACGCAAUAGAAAAGCAUGAUGAUAACAGUGGUAGUGUGAAAAUAAGGAAUGAAAUAGGCGAUACACCUCUUCACCUUGCAGCAUAUAGAGGACUCACAGAUAUGUGUGAAGCUAUAAUUGGAAAGAAAGGUGAAAGGAAAGCUUUGAUUCGAGAGAAAAAUAAAAAGGGAGAAACACCACUUUUUUGCGCUGUGUGUGCACAUAAAAGUUUAGUGUUUCUUUACCUAAAACAGUUUUAUCCUAGGGAUCUGGAAAUUGCUGUCGAUGGGAAACAGACUAGCAUCCUUCACGUUGCCAUUCAGAGAGAAAUGUUUGAUUUAGCUAAUAUAAUAAUGCAUUGCUACAAAGAACUUAUUACUAAGAAGGACAAGCAUGGCAACGUUCCUCUGGCAAUUCUUGCUACUAGGACAUCAGCCUUCAAGAGUGGAAGUAGCCUGCCGUGGUGGAAGAAUAUUGUGUACUACUGUGUUCCUAUAAUCCAUAACGACGAAAUUACUAUAUUGGAAUCGUUUCUAAACAAGGAUGAAAACAAAGAGAAAGAAAAUGAAAAGAAAGAUAAAGGAUGUGAUGAUAUUUGUAUAAAUUUGUGCCUUCGGCGCAAAUCAGUUAGUGAAUUAAAAGGGAAAGACAAGAUACAACAUCCAUCAUCAGUUACCACUUUAGAAGAAUACUACGGAAUAAAAAUUUCUAAAAAGUAUGUACGACCUUCUAAAGAGUCUGAACUCGCAUGGACAGGCCUAUCAAUUUUGGGCUUAAAGGAAAUAAGGACUAUUAAAAUGAAGCACAAAUAUGGUGAUCUGCUCUUUAAACAAUUUUUGAAAACUGAUGUUCAUUCAUACAUGGGUUAUGACGAUGAUCAAGAUGGUAACAAAAAAACUGAUCACAACUUGAAAUCUGAGGCUCUAAAGAAUCAAGAUUAUCCCGAGCGCCAACAAAAGAGAGGUGAUACCACAACUCAAAAGACAAAAGAAAAUAAAAAAAUUGAUGAUUCAGAAAACAUUGAUGGAGAAGAUACAACAUUAAUUGCAAUAGUUAAAAGUGGCUUUAAAGAAAUUAUGGAUGGACUUGAUUCUACUGUACCUAUUACAUCUGAUAAGAGAGGAUUAUUACUGGCAGCGAUGAAUUAUAUUAAAACUGGAGGCAAGAGUGAUGUAAACGACUAUUCAUACUUGAUUGCAGCAAGUAAUGGAAUAACUGAGAUGGUGGAAAAGCUUCAAGAAAUUAUUCCGAGUGUGGUUUUUGAAACUAACUCUAAUAAUGAAAAUGUAUUGCUUUUGGCUGUAAAGAAUAGGCAACCACGUGUUAUUCAAAUGUUGACGAAGAAGUUACUUCCUGAAGUCUUUGAUCACCUAAGUCUACAAUUUGAUAAAAAUGAGAAUACCAUGUUACACUGGGCCGCAUAUACAUCAUUCCAGAGAGAAAAUACUUGGAGGAUACCUGGUGUUGCGCUGCAAAUGAUGUGGGACAUCAAAUGGUAUAAGUACAUAAAAGAACUAGUACCAGAGCAUUUCAGUAAUAGAACAAACGAAGAUAAAAAGACCCCAAGUGAAAUAUUUAAGGAGCACCACAAAGAACUUUUAGAAAAAAGUGUUGAUUGGUUGAGAGACACAGCAGAAUCAUGCUCAGUAGUAGCAGCACUCAUUGCUGGUGUAUCCUUUUCAACAUCAGGCAGUGUACCUGGUGGAAAUCAACAAUCAGGAGAACCAACAUUAGCAGGACAACCUGCAUUUGAAGGAUUCGCUAUAUCUUCCUUAAUUGGACUUUACUUCUCUGUCACUGCACUCAUCAUGUUCCUUUCUAUACUCACUUCUCGAAAAGAAAUCGACGACUUUCGUUUAAACUUGCCAAUGAAGCUUCUUUUUGGCUUGAGUUCUCUCUUCGUAUCCAUUGUUUCUAUGUAUAUUUCUUUCUCUGCUGGACAUUUUUUUGUGCUCAGUGAUAAAUAUACAAAUGGAGGUAUAUUAUUCUAUUUGUAUAUUUCCAUUUCCAUACCUGUCGCAUUCUAUGCAGUUGUGCAGUUUCCGUUAUUCCUUGACCUUGUUAAUGUUAUUUGGAAGAUGGUUCCACCAUCAAGUUUUAAGGGUGUUCUUCUAUAGAGGUAUUUGUUGUGUUGUAUUGUUGUUUGAAAUAAAACUAAUGAUUUUGGUCUGUAUUUGAAUACUGGUGUGAUUGUAGUGUAAUUUGACUCUUUUGUAUAACUAUAAGGUGUGAAAGAAUGUUAUGGUUUGAAUCU